AUGUACCGACAGCAUCCCCUGCGACAAUCACAGACAGCCGAUUACUCCGUGAAUCGCCAACCAUCCACGGCAUCCUCAACAGCGUCCUCCGGAUACUCCUACGCGUCUGACCUCAGCAUCGCCAGCAGCAUGUCUUCUGCGCAUUCUAACGGCUAUGCGUCCGUCGGCCACAAGCGGGGCAAGAGCGAGGUUAGCAGGCUGUCCGCAUCCUUCUCCGGCCUUGAUGUCUCCCAGACCCAGUCGAGCACAACCGACAUUUACAGUACCGCCCGAAGGUCACUGCGCCCGCUCCCACAAGCUCCCGGUCCGGCCCCAGCAACAACCAAAAGCAGCCCCGGUCGCCAUGAUCGUGGGCAGAGCGUCGACAUCGGCAAACUCUCUCUGUCUGACACUGGCCGAUUUGUGCCGUCCCCUCCUCGCGUAUCUGGCAUUCGCCCAACGUCCAUGCUUCUGACCCGUUCCGACUCGAUCAAUCGGGGAGGCAGCGCAGCAGUCGCCCAUGCCCAUGCGCCGCCUGCCGCACCUCACCACUCCCACACAGCCUCGCUUCCGGCGCCGGACCUAGAAAGUCUCGGCAGAUCGUCUACCAACCAGCUUCGUACCCUGUCCAAGCUCGCCCAGGCCGGGUCUGUUGAUGGAUUUGCCCUCAGCGCUCCCACACAAGAAGUCAUUGGCUUGAAGGGUCGCCGCCGUCUCCAACGAACCGACACAGAGAAGGCAGGUCGCCCUGGUCAACGAAGCGGAGGGUACGGCUGGGAGGGAAGGAAUUGGAUGGAUAAGCAACGCCAGUUUCUACAAGCCUAUGAAUAUCUUUGCCAUAUCGGAGAAGCAAAGGAAUGGAUUGAAGAUAUCAUCCAUCGGCCCAUCCCGCCAAUCGUCGAGUUGGAGGAGGCCUUGAGGGAUGGCGUCACGCUUGCUGAGGUUGUCGAGGCACUCAAUCCCGAUAGGCGUUACAAAAUAUUCCAGCAUCCGCGUCUUCAGUACCGACACUCGGACAACAUCGCCAUCUUCUUCCGCUACUUGGAUGAAGUCGAGCUACCUGAUCUCUUCCGGUUCGAGUUAAUCGAUCUCUACGAGAAGAAAAACAUACCGAAGGUCAUCUACUGCAUUCAUGCCCUGAGUUGGCUUCUUUUCCGUAAGGGCAUCGUCGAUUUCCGUAUCGGCAAUCUUGUCGGCCAGCUCGAAUUCGAGCAUCACGAACUCGAAGCGAUGCAGAAAGGUCUCGAUAAGCUGGGAGUCAACAUGCCCAGCUUCGGCAAUAUGGGAGCCGACUUUGGUGUGGAACCGAGUCCCGAACCUGAAGAGACCGAGGAAGAGAGGAUCGACAGGGAGCUCGCCGAACAUGAAGCCGGCGUCGUGGAUCUCCAAGCCCAGGUCAGGGGCGCGCUGGUCCGUAUGAACUUGGGAAGAACGAUGCAGCAGUUGUGGGAUGCGGAGGACUGGAUAGUGGACCUACAAGCGCGCAUACGAGGUGACUGGGCCCGACAAAUCAUCGACUAUCGCCUGCAGAUGAGACUUUUCGCUGUGAAUCUACAGAGUGCGGCCCGCGGGUAUCUGGUACGACGACGCGAGAUCCAGAAGGAGCAGUUUUGGAAGAGCAAGGAACGUGACAUCCUUAAGCUCCAAAGCUUGAUUCGAGCGAACAAAGUUCGCACUGAGGUACGCGAGACUCGAUCUUACUUACUCCAAUGCGCGGCGCCGAUACGGGAGGUGCAAGCCGUGUUCAGGGGCUACCUGGCACGCCAGAAGGUCGACGAUCAACGACACGAGACGAGUCGCUUGACUGGCCCUAUAUCAGAUCUCCAGUCAGCAAUUCGCGGAAUGUCAUUGAGGAGGCGGCUUGGUGACGAGGCGCAAUUCUUGAGAAGCCAGGCUCAAACCAUUCGUGGUCUGCAGUCUGCUGCAAGGGCCAUGCUGACGAGAAAUCAGAUCGAUCAACAAAGAGAGUCACUUCUCCGCUUCACUCCGAAGUGGGAAACUCUGCAAGCCGUCGUCCGAGGCCGCCUCGCCAGAACCAAUGCGAAUGCACUUCGCGCCGAGUUGAAGCACCAUUCGUCAGCUAUCUCGGCCCUCCAAUCCUGCAUUAGAGCUGCUGCGGUCCGGAGGGAAGUCGCCGAGACACUUGAAUGCUUGGAAACCUGUGCUUCUCCAACAAUCGAGCUGCAGUCCCUGAUACGUGGUAUGCUGCAACGCCGACGUAUAGCGGCCGAUGCCAAAUUGCUGGCGCGCCAAACAGUCAAGAUCACGGGUCUUCAAGGGCAAAUCCGAGGCCAUUUGUUCAGGAAGCAGCACUUUGAAUUCCUGGACCAGCUACGAGCAAACGAGCAAGAGGUCAUAUCUAUCCAGGCCCUGGCGCGUGCGAUGAUGCUGCGAGCAGAUGUCGGUGCUCUACUCGCCGAACUUGACGAACAAGAAGACUCCAUCAUCGAGAUGCAGGCGGCAGCUAAGGCUUUCAUCGUCAGAGCGAAAUAUGCGGAGAAGAAGCGCUUCUUCAAGGAGAAUAUGCAAAAGGUCGUCAAGAUUCAGAGCUUCGUGCGAGCAAAGCUUCAGGGCGAAGCAUACAAGAGUCUCACCACUGGCAAGAACCCUCCUGUUGGUGCCGUCAAGAACUUUGUUCACUUGCUCAACGAUAGCGAUUUUGACUUCAACGAAGAGGUCGAGUUUGAGAGGAUGCGGAAGACGGUUGUUCAACAAGUACGGCAAAAUGAGAUGCUCGAGCAGUAUAUCGAUCAACUCGAUAUCAAAAUCGCCCUCCUCGUCAAAAACAAGAUUACCCUCGACGAAGUUGUCCGGCACCAGAGCAACUUUGGUGGCCACACCGGCACGCUUCUCGCCAACAGCACCAUGGCCUCUGCAAACCAGUUUGACCUCAAGGCCCUCAAUAAGAGCUCACGGAAGAAGCUGGAAUUGUACCAGCAACUAUUCUUCAAUCUUCAAACCCAGCCUCAAUACCUGGCGCGUCUGUUCAGGCGUGUUCGUGAGCAAGGCACUGCUGAGAAAGAAUGCAAGCGGAUCGAACACCUAAUGAUGGGGCUCUUCGGCUAUGCUCAGAAACGCCGCGAAGAAUACUACCUCCUGAAACUGAUUGCGCGAUCGAUACGUGAAGAAGUGGACGGCAUGGCCUCUGUUCAAGAAUACCUACGCGGUAACUUUUUCUGGUCCAAGCUUCUCGGUAACUACUCGCGAUCUCCUCGAGAUAGGAAAUACCUGCGCGACCUAUUGGGGCCUUUGAUCCGAGACAAUAUCAUCGAGGACCCGGCGCUCGACCUGGAGAGCGAUCCCAUGCAAAUUUAUCGUUCUGCUAUCAACAACGAGGAGUUGAGUACUGGCAGGCCGAGUCAGCGGCCCCUCGAUGUCCCUCGCGAAGUCGCCAUCAAGGAUCCCGAGACAAGAGAGCUAUUCAUUGACCACCUUCGAGAUCUGCGCCACAUCUGCGACCAGUUCUUGAUGGCUCUUGAAGAUCUGCUCCCACGGCUUCCUUACGGCUUGCGAUUCCUCUGCCGCCAAAUGUUUGAGGCGCUCUCCCAACAGUUCAAACGCGAACCCCAACAGCAGCUCUUGCAGUUCAUCGGCAACUGGCUGUGGAAGUUUUACCUGCAGCCUGCUCUGACGGCCCCAGAGAACGUUGGUGUUAUCGAGAAGCAGCUCAGCCCACUGCAAAAACGCAACCUGAGUGAAGUUGCCAAGGUGCUCAGUCAAACUGUUGCCGGCCGGCAUUUUGGUGGAGAGAACAUCUAUCUUCAGCCACUGAAUGCCUUCCUUUCAGAAUCGAUGGAGCGGUUCCACAACAUCAUGAGGCAACUUAUCUCAGUACCGGAUGCCGAGAGCACUUUCGACAUUGACGAGUUCAACGACUUGUACGCCAAGAACAAACCCACCCUCUACAUCAAGAUGACGGACAUCUUUGCCAUUCACAACCUCGUCGCCACGGAGUUGCCCGUCAUCUGCCCUAACCGAGAUGACAUGCUCAGAGAAAUCAUGCAGGAACUUGGUAGUGCGAAGAACAACGAGAGUGAGAUGACUGCCGCCGGUUCGUCGGAUAUCCAGAUGUUCUUGACCCCUAAACUACACGACCAUGAGGACCCAGAAGCCCAGGUCAAGGCCUUGUUCAUGGAGACCAAGCGCUGCAUUCUGUAUAUCAUCCGGGUGCAGACGGGACCGAGUCUCCUGGACAUUUUGGUGAAGCCGAUCGCGCCAGAGGACGAGCACAAGUGGCAGAUGCUUCUUCACGAAGACUUUGCUGCCGGCAACAACACAAAGGGCGCGUACUCCGAUGCUAACAUGAUCGACGUAUCGAGAAUGUCCUACUAUGAUCUCAAGCGGACAGCCCUGGAGAACGUCAUGCGGCUGGAGCACAUGGGCCGCAUCUCGAAGCAUAACAACUACCAAGACAUCUUGAAUGCUAUCGCGCUUGACAUCCGCACCAAGAGCCGCCGAAGAGUCCAGAGGCAGCGAGAGCUGGAGGGCGUCCGACUCACUCUCAACAACCUGCAUGAGAAGGCCAAGUAUCUCGAGCAGCAGCGCAAGAGCUAUGACGACUACAUCGAGUCAGCCAUGACUACUCUGCAGAAAAACAAGGGCAAAAAGCGCUUCCUGCUCCCAUUCACCAAGCAGUACAACCAUCAGCGCGAGCUCGAACGCAGCGGCCGCGUGCCCAAGUUUGGCUCGUACAAGUAUUCCGUGCGCUCCUUGUCGGACAAGGGCGUUCUCGUCGGCUGGGCCGGCGUCGCCGAUCGCGACUGGGACAAGAUCGACCUGACCAUCUCGUGCGACGAAGUGGGCGUCUUCACCAUCGAGGGCUCGCGCAGCCACAUCCAGAUCCCGGGAGCCAGCGCCCUCGUGCCCAUCGAGGACCUCCUGCAGGCGCAGUUCGAGGCGCACCAGUUCAUGAAUCUGUUCGAGGGCAACCUGAGGCUCAACGUGAAUCUGCUGCUGCAUCUGCUUUACAAGAAGUUUUAUCGGACGCAGUAA
Messenger RNA from Thyridium curvatum, 4971 nucleotides. RefSeq lists its product as uncharacterized. Gene Ontology annotation, molecular function: GTPase activator activity; protein binding. Gene Ontology annotation, biological process: regulation of actin cytoskeleton organization; regulation of GTPase activity. The transcript is spliced from 2 exons. The record is from RefSeq and is a predicted model, not a curated record. NCBI's taxonomy places the organism in Eukaryota, Fungi, Ascomycota, Sordariomycetes, Thyridiales, Thyridiaceae. Gene Ontology annotation, cellular component: cytoplasm. The coding region runs from base 1 to 4971 and encodes 1656 amino acids.